CAGAAGAAAAUGAGAGACUGGGAGAGAGACCCAACAUCCAAGGAGUGCUUUCAGGCGUUUUAGGGGCAUGAUAAACUGCACUGAUGGCUGCGAUGACAGGUACACUGAUAGGCUUCACUGAUGGCUGCUGUGACAGGUACACCCAGGGGUGGACUGACAACUCAUGGGGCCCCCGGGCAAUAGGGAUCAUGGGGCCCCUGUGUCCUUGCCCACACUCAAAGCACGCCCAAAAAAGCCUAUUAAAAAGGUAACAGGGGCAUUUAAUUGGGCCCUCUACUGACCCCGGGCCCUCAGGCAGUGCCUGAGUGCUCGAAUGGUCAGUCCGCCCCUGGGUACAC
Messenger RNA from Staurois parvus, 338 nucleotides. Lineage: Eukaryota; Metazoa; Chordata; Amphibia; Anura; Ranidae. The record is from the annotation of a GenBank genome assembly.